UCAAAGGGCUGAGGAACCGGCGUCGUAUUUGGAUGAAUUGUGAACGGAUUGUGAGGGAGAUGGAGUUGCAGUGCGGCAGUGGCUGUGACCAUGGAGACGAAGUUGAAGGUGAGGGUUCUAAGUCAAACACACAGGAUUGACACAGAUAAAGUCUGUUUGGCAGCUAGUAUCCUCAUUUCAUUCACUUAUCUUAUUUCUCUGUCGCUAGAGCGCAAAUGUGCUCCUUUAUGUGUGUGUCUUUCUUCACACCUCGGAGGCUGCUCAGUCUCUAAUUUGGGAUCUGGAUCUGCGAGAAGCUGGGCAUUCGCUAGGCGUGUAGGUUUCUUGCCUGAGACGGAAGCAUAUAUUGUUUAUUUGUGAUGCGCGAACAUGGCGCAUGACACAAAGGGUGAAUCUAACAAAGGAGAUAACCAUAUAAACUAAUGAUGCCGUCUAGGAAAACAAUUCCCUCGAGGAGAGCUCAUCUCCUCUAACA
This is a messenger RNA of Aspergillus steynii IBT 23096, 475 nucleotides long. RefSeq lists its product as uncharacterized. The transcript has a single exon. Lineage: Eukaryota; Fungi; Ascomycota; Eurotiomycetes; Eurotiales; Aspergillaceae. The coding region runs from base 91 to 360 and encodes 89 amino acids. The record is from RefSeq and is a predicted model, not a curated record.